ACAGUAAUGUGUUAUCACAUAAUUACAAGCUUAUUACAGAAACCAUGAUGAGCUGUGAAUCCUCACCUUCGAAUGCAAUCAUGCAAAAUAUUUAUGCAGAUUCAAAGUAUACAUUUUUAUUAUAAAUUCAAAAUAUUUACAUUUUUAUCUGCUAAUUUAUGAUGAAUAUGGCACAUGAUUUCAGCAAUCACUUCCAAAUAAUGGCCACCUGGGGGCAGUAGUUGUCACCUAAUAGAAGUAGUGUUUCGGUGGGCUUGGAAAGGACUUUCUGAAAACAUUAGCUCAAACCCGUUUCAGAUUGACCACCUUGGAGGAGCUUGUGUUGUUGUCAUAAACGGGUGAGCUACAUGUAGUCCUCUGAAGACAUACGUGCACUUUAUGAGUAGGGGUGACUACUCAUAGACUUGUUGGAGUAGGUUGGCUGAGUGCAGCAUGCCUCUUGUGGAGUUCAUUGCAGGAUGGGUCUCAGGUGCAGUGGGACUAGCUGUGGGACACCCCAUGGACACAAUAAAGGUACGGAUUCAGACUCAGUCCAAGUACAAAGGAAUUGUGGACUGUGUCACAAGGACCUACACACAUGAAGGGAUCCAUGGCUUUUUUAAGGGCAUGGCAUUCCCUGUCUUGAGCGUUGCCAUCAGCAAUGCCGUGCUCUUCGGUUCCUAUAGCAACGCUCUGGACUACCUGACUCAGUCUCAGAGGGGCGAGCGCAGCCACGGCAACCAGGCAUCCGCAGCUGCGGUCUUCACAGCCGGCUGCAUCUCAGGUGUGGCGCAGGUGUUUGUGACAGCUCCCAUUGACCUGGUGAAGGUGAGACUCCAGAGCCAGACGAGGAGUGUGAAGUACCGGGGCCCCAUGCACUGCGUGGCCGUGAUCCUGAGGGAGGAGGGGGUGCGGGGCCUCUUCCGGGGCAUGUGGGCCCUGGCCCUCAGAGACGUGCCCUGCUACGGGCUCUACUUCCUGCCAUACGAGCUGACCGUCAGGAUGCUGACAGACAAGGACAGACAACCAGGUACGUUUGCGGUGCUGAUGGCAGGUGGUGUGGCGGGGGUGGUGACGUGGGCGUGCGCCACCCCCAUGGACGUGGUGAAGGCCCGGCUGCAGAUGGUGGGGGCGGGGGGCCAGGCGUACCGGGGGGUGCUGCACUGCAUCCAGGAGAGCGCCCGGCAGGAGGGCGUCCGGGUCUUCUUCAAGGGCCUCCUCCUCAACAGCGUCAGGGCCUUCCCCGUCAACGCAGUCACCUUCCUCAGCUACGAGAGCCUCAUGUCCUUCCUGACGGCAAAAGGAGCCAAUGGCUGACCUGGACCGCUCCUUUUGACACUGGCAGAGCUCAAAGGUGCCUGAAGUGUACUGUGGAGGAGGGGUGGGGGUGGCAACAUGUCUCAGUGGGCUAGUGUGCCGCUCCAUUACACCGGGGAGCCGGGUUCGACUCCUGCCCAAGGUCGUUUCCCUAUCCUUCUCCAUGUCUCUCUCCACCCUCAUUACCUGUCUCUCUCAGUGUCCUAUCUGAUUAAUAAUGGUGUAAAAGCACACAAAAAAAACAUUAAAAAAGAAACAGGACUGUAGCAUCACGGUUGCACACUGGUGCACAUUUUGGCCAAUUCAAAAGUAAGACAUGGCGAAAUGUAGCAAAGCGGUACAACACUACAGCUGAACUCAUCAGACUUCCUCCCUCUCAGAUAAGCCAAUAGCCACAUCUGGGGGACAAGUGUUCUACAACACUCCUACAUUCAUGACUAAUUUAAAGUAACUCUCAGUAGUUUUUAUAUUCUACUAUCUUCUACAAACAGAAGCAGAAUAGUCUCUCAUUAGAACUACAGACAUGGCCUGCUCUCCAAAAAGCAAAUUCAGAAGCAUUUUUCAUCCUGUUACAAGUCGAUGGACCACUGAAAGAAUAUUAGAAACAUUUUAAACUUGAAAGAACGACUUAAUGUUGCUUUAAGAUGUAACCAAAAUGGGACUCUUUUUGUUUUUGCAUAGUUUUUUUUAACAGUGCCUUGAUCCAGCCAGUCUAUUCUGUCUGGUGUGUCUGAUUGUUUCAUAAAAAAAUAAUCAACCUCAUAAAAGGACACGCACAACUAAAAAGGGAACUUUUGAAGUCAGCUUCAACUUUGUCCAUGGGAGCAGUAUGUGAGAAAUGCCACUGUGAAAAUACUCAUGGUUGAUGGGACCACCACUUGAAAUCAAGUUUCACGAGGUUACAGCGCUUGUCGGUGCUGGAAACUUUGAGAACACUACACAUAAAUGUUUACACCAUCAUGCAGUAAUAAUUACAAACAUGACCUGUGCCAACAUGUACCGUUGUGCUCAAAAUAAUAACAGUGUCAACACUGCUUUUUAAGAUUAUUUUUUUUACUUUCUGUAAAAUAUUAUAAAAUUAAAUUAUCUUUUCCCAUUUUCUUGCAUUGAAGUAGAAUGUGCAUUUCCCCCGAUGCAUUUAUGUUCAUUUAAGUACACUUUAUUUGAAGAAUUUACAUUCACUCACCUUUUUAGAGACACUGCUAUUAUUUUGAUCAUAACUGUAUUUCUUAUCAGUAUAUUAUGUACACUAUGUAAUAAAAUGGCAGAUAUUCUGUCUACAAAUGAAUGUUAAUGCCAUCAUGCAGUACGUUGAAACAUGACCUGUGCCUACAUUAAUCGUGUGAAAAUGAUAUCGAAGACGACAGAAAUUGAUCAUUUUUGUCUACAAAUGAAUGUUAAUACCAUCACACAGUAAUACGUUGAAACUCUGCCUGUGCCUACAUGUUUUUUUUAUCAUUAUGUGUAUGCAAUAAAUAAGACAA
Molecule: messenger RNA, 2780 nt
Organism: Engraulis encrasicolus (European anchovy)
Lineage: Eukaryota; Metazoa; Chordata; Actinopteri; Clupeiformes; Engraulidae
Product: solute carrier family 25 member 45
Exons: 7
Coding region: 433-1296 (287 amino acids)
Biological process (GO): transmembrane transport
Cellular component (GO): mitochondrion
Molecular function (GO): transmembrane transporter activity
Source: RefSeq, a predicted model, not a curated record